Messenger RNA from Diceros bicornis minor, 2550 nucleotides. It is a transcript of the gene C34H19orf47, whose product is annotated as chromosome 34 C19orf47 homolog. NCBI's taxonomy places the organism in Eukaryota, Metazoa, Chordata, Mammalia, Perissodactyla, Rhinocerotidae. The record is from RefSeq and is a predicted model, not a curated record. The transcript is spliced from 9 exons. The coding region runs from base 793 to 1953 and encodes 386 amino acids. Gene Ontology annotation, cellular component: nucleus.
GCUUGUAGUAAUCCUCCGAGCAGCGUGAAUCAUAGCCACUGGGCUGACUUGGGUUCACGUCCUGGCCCUGCAGUUCCUUGCUGUGUGACCUGGGACCUGCCACUCUCAUCCAUAAUGUUGGGAGAAUUUUUACCUUUCUCCCCAGGUAGUUGUGAGGAGUCACUGAGAUGCAUGUGUACUCAGUGCCCACUGAGUAUGUAACAUUCGACAGGAGCUGCUGCACGGGCAUUGGAAUCAGGGAGAACUUUUUUUUGAAUCCCGGUAAAGCCACUUGCUAGAUGUGGCAUUUGGCAAAUGACUGCACCUGGAUAAGUCGGUUUUUUCAUCGAUUAAAAUGGAGUUAAUAAUAGUCCUCACUCAUGGGGAGGCUGUGAGGCGUGAGCAUGAUCUCCAGCUCUGGUCCUGGUCCAUAGUUAGUGCUUGGGGUGUGAGAUGUUCUGUCUGACUUAUUGAAGCCUCUCCAUGCCCUGCUCUUUGACAGAUGCUGGUUGUGUUGUCUUUGUCCAGCAGUAAAAUUCAGAAGGGAAAGUGGAUCUUAGGGAGUUAAGACAUCACUUAAGAGUGAUGUCUGUGGUCCUGUUCGUCAGUAAGAGAUGCAGCUGAAGCCAGAGAAGGGCAGGAUGAACCUUAGCUGGAGACAGAGAAGAGAGUCUCACAUGUGGAUGAGACUUCUCAAAGCUUCACAAAGCAGGUGGCAGCCAAGCAGAGUGAAGGAGAGCUUGCUGGAAGGACAGGAGGAGAUAAGCCUUCCAGGCACAGGCUCCAGGGAGCAGCAUCAGGGCCAGGGAGACAAUGGUCUCGGUGACUAUGGCCACUUCCGAGUGGAUCCAGUUCUUUAAGGAAGCCGGCAUUCCUCCGGGACCUGCGGUCAAUUACGCCGUGAUGUUUGUGGAUAACAGGAUCCAGAAGAGCAUGCUGCUGGAUCUCAACAAGGAAAUCAUGAAUGAGCUGGGCGUGACUGUGGUGGGCGACAUCAUUGCCAUCCUCAAGCAUGCCAAGGUGGUGCACCGCCAGGACAUGUGCAAAGCCGCCACUGAGUCUGUGCCCUGCAGCCCCAGCCCCGUCCCAGGCGAGGUUCGCCGAGGCCCCUGUAGCGCCGCCUCCCGAAUGAUCGCCAACAGCCUGAACCGCGACUCCCCACCCGGCACUCCCCCAAGGCGGCCAGACACCAGCACCUCCAAGAUCUCAGUCACCGUGUCCAACAAGAUAGCAGCCAAAAGUGCCAAGGCCGCCGCAGCCCUGGCCCGCCGGGAAGAGGAGAGCCUGGCUGUUCCUACCAAGCGGCGCCGGGUGACUGCCGAGAUGGAGGGGAAGUACAUCAUCAACAUGCCCAAAGGCACCACCCCGCGGACCCGCAAGAUCCUGGAGCAGCAGCAGCAGGCGGCGAAAGGUCUCCACAGGACGUCCGUAUUUGACCGCCUCGGCGCCGAGACCAAGGCUGACACAACGACGGGGAAUAAACCCACAGGAGUCUUCAGCCGCCUGGGGGCCACCCCAGAGAUGGACGAGGAUCUGGCUUGGGACAGCGACAAUGACAGCAGCAGCUCUGUCCUGCAGUAUGCUGGGGUCCUGAAGAAGCUCGGCCGGGGCCCAGCCAAGGCCAGUCCCCAGCCGGCGCUGACUGUCAAGGCCAAGGCCACGAGCUCGGCGACGACGGCCGCCGCCCCGACGCUGCGGCGCCUGGCCCUCUCCUCACGCCCCGGGCUCGAGAGGAAGCCGGAGUCCCUGUCCAAAGUCAGCAUUAUCCAGAGACUGGGCAAGUCUGCCCUUGUGCCCGAGGCCCAGGACAGCCAGGUCACGAGCACCAAGAGUAAGUCCUCGGCUGAGGUCAAGGUCACCAUUAAGAGGACCCUGGUGGGGCCCCGGGGGAGCAGCUCCAGCGAGGGCCUUGGUGCCCAGAUGGACCAUGCGGGCACUGUGAGCGUGUUCAAAAGACUGGGCCGCAGGACCUAGCCCCGGGCUGGGCGCAGGCCCCUCUCCAGGCAGAGGCUUCAGCAAGGGCGCCCGCCCCUCUGCCAGCUUCUGGUCGACACUGCUUGUCUCCCUCAGGCGUUCGAGCCGGGCCGAGCUCUCCGGGGAUUCACCCCGUUCUUCUCAGUGCGAGAUGGUCGUGGUGGCCUGGCCUUGCCGCUCUGGGGCUCUCCCUGCUCUCAUGUCCUAGUUCUGUCCUCUCUGACUGCGGCCUUGGUGGGACCCCCUCGCCACCUCUCCCAAGUGCCCAGUGCCCUUGUCCUCUCCUGACCCCUUCCUCCCUCUCAGCAGCAGCUGCUGCCUCAACCCCAGCUCCUCGCCUCCCAGUUCCCUAGAGUGGGUGUCCCCUGGAGGGGCCCCCGUACCUCCCCCACCGCCAACUCCCAUCCCUCUGCCUACUCCUCUGCCCCCCCCCACUGCUUUAACUUCUGUCUCCCCCUCUCUUCUCUCUGUUCAUUUCUCUUCUGUUUUCUGUCCCCGUGGCAAGGCCCGACUGUCCGCUGCGUCCUGCCUGACACUCCUGCACCGCCGGCCUCCCUGCGGCCCCCUCGUCGACGGUGGCGUCGAGCCUGUUGAGAC